This is a messenger RNA of Enterobius vermicularis (human pinworm), 744 nucleotides long. NCBI's taxonomy places the organism in Eukaryota, Metazoa, Nematoda, Chromadorea, Rhabditida, Oxyuridae. The record is from the annotation of a GenBank genome assembly.
AUGACUGAGAAGGAGGAACUUUUACAACGCGCAAAAUUGGCUGAACAGUCGGAAAGAUAUGAUGAUAUGGUGACUGCCAUGAAAACUUUAACAGAAAAGGGCGAUCAGCUUGGCAGUGACGAAAGGAAUCUUUUAUCAGUUGCUUAUAAAAAUGUCGUCGGUGCAAGGCGUUCUUCGUGGCGUGUUAUUUCUUCCAUUGAGAGAAAGGAAGAUAUCUCAGAAAAGAUGCUGCCCUUGGUGAAAGACUACCGUGAACAAAUCGAAAAGGAAUUGUCGACUAUAUGUAAUGAAGUGCUUGAGUUAAUUGAUCGUUAUCUUAUACCGACGGCCGGCGGUUAUGAAUCACAGGUGUUUUACUUAAAAAUGGAAGGUGAUUAUUACCGGUAUUUGGCUGAAGUUGCAAGUGCAAGUGAAAAAAAAGGAGUCGUUGAUAAGUCGCAUAAAGCGUAUCAGAAGGCAUUUGAUAUCGCUAAAGAACAUUUGGAAACUACGCAUCCAAUAAGACUUGGCUUAGCUCUGAAUUAUUCAGUUUUUUAUUAUGAAAUUUUAAAUCACACAGAAAAGGCUUGCGAGCUAGCAAAACAAGCCUUCGAGCUGGCGAUUUUUGAACUAGACAGUCUGGAUGAAGACUCAUACAAAGAUAGUACUUUGAUCAUGCAGCUGCUGCGAGACAACUUAGCGCUGUGGACUUCCGAAAAUGAUGAAGAAGAAGAGAUAGGUGAUGAAACAAUUGCAGGCCAUUAG